AUGAAUCCUAUUCGCUAUGACAAUCGCUAUGAGUAUCUGGACUCGGAUUCAGAGGCUGCUAUGCCUGGAGAGGAGGAAGACGACCAGCCCACUGCGGAGAUCCACCUGACUAGUCCACUCAGGUCUGAUUUGGAGAUCCGCGACCCCGAUGCAGGAGUGACGGUCAGAAGCUACAGGACGGGAAAAUCAUCCCCCACAAUGCACCUGAGUAACAGAACGAUCGUUGUGAUCGCCGCUUUGGUAGCGGCAUGUGUCGGGAUCGGGAUCGGGGUGAUUAUAGGCUGGUUCUCAUCACAGGCUCAGCUCCCCAAAGUUGGGAGCUGCGAGACGGGAUGGAGUGAUGCCUUGAAAGAAGAAGACAGUGAUGCUGGAACGUUGCUGAUGAAUGAGAUGCAAGCUGGAAACAUGAAGGAAUACCUAAGAAAGCUAACAUCCACCCCCCACCUAGCAGGAACACCAGCGGACAAAUCCAAUGCAGACUACGUCAGAGACGAAUGGAUCAAGUAUGGUCUGGAACCGGUCCGACAAAAUGCCUACAAUGUUCUACUGUCCUACCCCAGUAAAGAAGAUCCCAACUAUGUAUCAGUGCUUAACAGUGACAACACCCAGUUCUUUCAAUCACAAGCUGAAGAGCCUCCAUUAGAUGUUGGGACCCUCAGCAAUGACACCGUGCGACCUUUCAAUGCUUAUGCUGCCAAUGGUACAGUACAGGGAGAUCUUGUGUACGUUAAUUACGGGCGAGUGGAAGAUUUUCAGUUAUUGGAGGGCAGCCUCAACAUGAAUGUGACUGGGAAGAUUGCAGUGGCCCGGUAUGGGAAGAUCUUCCGAGGGGACAAGGCUAAGCAAGCCGAAGCAUUUGGUGCCAUAGGCUUGAUACUCUACUCUGAUCCUGCGGACUAUGCUGUUGAUGGCAUCUCUAGUGUCUACCCAGAUUCGUGGUGGUUACCGGGCUCAGGGGUCCAGCGGGGGUCUCUGUAUAUUCAACAAGGCGUCGGGGGUGACCCCCUGACACCUGGGUACCCAUCACUAGACAGUGCAUUCCGUGAGGAUGAAUCGUCGAUUGAUAUGCCCAGCAUUCCUGUUCAGCCAAUCGGUUAUGACGAUGCCAAGAAACUCCUUGAUGAGCUUGAGGGUGCUGAAGCACCAGAGGAUUGGAGGGGUGCACUGCAAGGAUUGACGUACCGCCUGGGUCCAACACUCAAAGAUGCCAAAAAAGUGAAGCUGGAGGUGUAUAAUCGCAAUGAAAGACGGACAGUAUAUAACGUCAUUGGUAUGGUACGGGGAAGCAUUGAACCAGAUCGCUAUGUAAUCGUAGGUAACCACAGAGAUGCAUGGGUCUUUGGUGCUUUAGAUCCCUCCAGCGGUACGGCUGUCAUGAUGGAGGUAGCCAGAGCUAUGGGAAAACUGCACAAAGAAGGGAAAUUUCGACCUCGUCGAUCGAUCGUGUUUUGCAGCUGGGCUGCUGAGGAGUACAGCCUAAUUGGCUCCACUGAAUGGGUGGAGGAGUUUGCGAAGACGUUGGGAGGCAGGGCUGUGGCGUACCUUAAUGUCGACAUCGCAAUCCAGGGCAACUAUACCUUCCGAGCUAAAGCCACACCCAACCUCUUCAAUGCAUUAUACCAGGCAGCUAAGCAGGUACCUGAUGUCCAGGAUCCAGGCCAUCUUGCUACAGUCUACGAUACGUGGCUGGAUAGAAACCCAUGGUCAGAUAGCAAGCAACUCCCACAUGUACUCAAUAUAGGUUCCGGCAGUGACUAUGCAUCAUUCCUUGGUGAGCUAGGCAUAUCGUCAGUAGAUCUGCGCUAUGACUACAAUCAUGACUACAAGAUUUCCAGCUAUCCGCUUUACCACUCUAUGUACGAGACAUUUCACCUGGUGUCGGAGGUCAUGGAUCCCACCUUCAACUAUCACCUGGCCACAGGCAGGCUGUGGGGGGAGCUGGCUAGGUCGCUGGCCGACUCACUCAUCUUACCGUUUGAUUGCCAGACAUACGUCAGCCACCUGGAAGAGUCUAUUGCCUCACUCAAGACCAAGUACACCGACCAGAUGAGCCCGCAAGGGAUCACAUUUGAUGCAAUUGAUGCAGCGCUGGCCAAACUAAUCCAAGCUGCAGACUGGCUGCAUGAUUACAUCAGCAAGAUGGACAUGAAAGAUCCAUUUGAUGUUCGCAAGGUCAACGACCAGUUAAUGAUGAUGGAGAGAGCUUUCUUGGAUCCACUUGGCCUGCCAGGCAGAUCACUACAGAGACAUGUUGCCUUUGCGCCUAGCAGCAAGAACAGUUACUACGGAGAUGCCUUUCCAGGGAUUGUGGAUCUGAUGUUUGACAUUGAGAACGCGGAGGACAGUGCUAAGCAGUGGGAUCUGGUGCGCAAGCACAUGUCUGUAGUAGCGUUCACAUUACAGUCCGUUGCGUCCACACUGACAGGCGUUGAUGUACUUGGGGUGCAACCCUAGCCAGGCCAGGCUUUGUGACUUGGCUCAUUAAGAGAAAGAAAUGAGUCAAGCAUAUGCAUUUUUGUGUUCAAAUUUCCCAUGCAAGUUAUUGAACUGAACCCGCAAUUUGAGAAUGGUAUGUUCAGUUCAAUAGGUCAAGUAUUAUUAAUUAUUCAUAAACAUGAGUUACAAAUGUAUUAUUUGCAUGGGACAUUUGACGUCUGCAUCUAUUUUAUGCAAAUUCCAGUGGUGUUUAAUCCUGACAUCAAUACACAUGCUAAAUUACCUAAUGGUUGAGAUUAUUUUUUGAUCACCUUGUUGAGAUAUUUCUAACGAAGUGAUUCUGUCGAAAAGUGGUCUUUGUUCUAUACCUUUAAAUUGUUUUGUUGUUUCCAUUGCUCAUUUUACAAAGAAGAUUUGAAGGUUUGCAUGCUGAAAGUAGCAAUAAGAAGGCGCACAUGUACACAAAAAGUGAUGUCAUUAUGUUAAAGGCCUAUUGGACUCUUAAACACUCAUUAUGACUGACUUAUAGACAUGAAACAAAGAUUUGAAAAUUAAACAAUUCUCUCUGAAUGUGUGCUUAUUUAUUAUAGAAAACAAUUUACAAAAAUGUACAUAUUAAACAAGGCUUUACAAUGACAACUAGUCUGUUUUGAUAUAUUCUGUCAAUUCAUUGACAGUUCUUGCUUUUUAUAUCUUAAAAAAAAAUAUUGCAAAUGCAUCACAAAAGUUCAAUUUGAUCUAGUUUCUUAUAUACAAUUAUAGGCUGAAUAACCAUGGAUAAAGCAUUAUACAGGUUUCCUCGUCAUAAGAUUCUUAUCUUUAAAACAGACAUUUUCAACCGCCAAGUUCACCCCUUUCAUGCUAUUUUAUUUUGAUUUCACUGAAAGUAUCAAAAAAUAAUGUGUAUAUUUGAUAAAUGUUAAUAAUACCAACCUAUAGGAAUUAUAUAAAGACUAUUGGAAGGGAAUGUUUUGAUAAUAAACAUUGCAUAAAAG
Messenger RNA from Patiria miniata (bat star), 3431 nucleotides. RefSeq names its product N-acetylated-alpha-linked acidic dipeptidase 2-like. The transcript has 16 exons. Gene Ontology annotation, molecular function: carboxypeptidase activity. Bases 1 to 2454 code for a protein of 817 amino acids. Lineage: Eukaryota; Metazoa; Echinodermata; Asteroidea; Valvatida; Asterinidae. The record is from RefSeq and is a predicted model, not a curated record.